GUAAUGCUUCCCUUCAUCCAGUGCUGCUGGGGCUCUCCGCCAAACACGGAAUACACUGUCAACACAGAAAUAUGGCUGCCUCUUCUACGGGAAAGGCGAAUAACAACGAUAACGCUAAUACCGGCAGUCUGAACUGUGACGGAGAAGCUCCGCCGCAGUCUCGGGAAAUAAUAAAGCCCACCGUCAUGGAGCUGACCAAAGAAGUCAGGACGAACAUCCUCUGCACCGUGGAAGGAUGUGGCAAGAUUCUGCCCAACACACCUGCACUGAACAUGCAUCUUGUUAAGUCGCACAGAAUAAAGGACGGUAUUGUCAAUCCCACAGUCAGGAAGGACAUGAAGGGCUCUCAGAAGCUUUACUGCUGUCCUAUUGAGGGUUGUCCCAGGGGGCCUAACAGACCCUUCUCCCAGUUCUCCCUGGUUAAGCAACACUUCAUGAAGAUGCAUGCGGAAAAGAAACAUAAGUGCUCUAAGUGCAACAAUGGCUACAGCACAGAAUGGGACUUAAAGAGGCACAUAGAAGACUGUGGAAAGACCUACCACUGUACAUGUGGCUGCCCCUAUGCUAGCAGGGCUGCUCUACUCUCACAUAUCUACAGGACAGGUCAUGAGAUUCCUACAGAACACAGAAUUCCCCCAGUAAAAAAGCGAAAGAUGGAGAAACUGUUAAGUGGUUCUGAAAAGGUUCAAACUAAUGAUUCAACCUUCCAGAUCGUACCUGCUCCUAAAGAGCCGAAAGACACUUCUCUCCCUCUUGAUCCAACCGUUACUAUCCCAGACUCCAGGAGGAGUCUGCAGAAGUUGCUCCUACCAAAACCCAAGAUGGCUUUAGUUAGUGUUCCUGUGAUGCAGGUGGCUCAUUUACCUGUCCUCCUUCCAUCUACAGAAAGUGGGGCUCUUAGGUCUGUAGUGCUUGCUGUAGAUAGCCAAGGCUCUGUGAGCGCCCUUCAGCUCCUGCCACAAGCCUCGGGAGCCGUGGUACCCCAACUUGAUGCUAAAAGUUUGGGUUUCAAGGACAGCAUGCCUACAUCCCGCUCUAGCCAGGGGCCUGUUAGCACAGGGGUCCAAGUCAGUCUGGAUCCUGUAGGUGCAGAGGAUUCAGCCAUCAGCGUGGCAGCACCGCGAGGAAAGAGCACUUCUACCAAUAUUCAGACAGACAAAUCAUACUUGUCAAAAAUGCCCACAGGAGUAGUGGUUGGGGAGGGAAUAGGCUUGUGCUCUGUGGGUGAGUCCUCUGUGUCUUCCUGCUCCCAAACAGACAUCAGUGUCAGUGCCCAAGUCCUUUUGCCAGUCAGUGUUGAAACCCAAACAUUCUUCUCCCGAGCCAAAGCCACAUCGUCUAUUGGAGCUCAAACAGAUAGCCAGUGCCUGAGCCAAAUUCCGUGCUCAUCCUCUUCUAUUCUCCCAUUCAAAACCAGGCAAACACAGACAUACUUUGCCAUCCCACAAUCCGAGGAGAAGGCUCAGAACCAGGCUGUCAUGUGCUCAGACCUAUUUGGCAAUGACUCCCUCAAUGUGUCUACCCAAACAACUGUGGACAUAGACGACACCCUUUGUGUUGCAGGAAGCACUAUAUAUGAGGACUCAAAGUCAGAGGGUGGAAUGUGUUUUGGAGUGCAGACACAUGAGCUCAGUGCAAACAAUAUGGCAGACAACCAGACCCAAACAAUGAGUUUGUUAAAUGACUUGGAAAACAUCCUGUCUGACAGCAUGUCAGGCCACCAGGUGCUCACAGAGGCCUCUGCAGGCUGUGGGUCAGGUAUAAGCUCUGUUCAGGAGCAACACAAUGGCAUAGACUUUGAUUUUGAAGAGUUCCUCAGUGCUGUGCAUAUCCAGACACAGACAGAGGAGAGUGAGCUGGGAGGACUGGGUGGUGACACGCCAAUGGAGUCCCUAGACAUUCAGACGCAGACAGACUUCCUCCUGAUGGAUGAACUGGACCAAAGUGAGGGACCAAGCCGAACCCAAGCCAGCGACCUGGAGCUAUUUGAUACUCAGACUCAGACUGACCUCAAUUUCCUGCUGAACGCUGGAAGCCACAUGCCCCUGAGCAGCAUCCUGCGACAUUCAAGCUUUUCUAUGAGCACAGAGUCAUCAGACACAGAAACACAAACAGAUCUCCCUUCAUUUGCCACAGGUCUCUCCGCUCAGACUCCUGUCAGUCAGGGUGAGAAUGCAAGGCUGCUGAACAGCACAGAGACACAGACUGUGACUAGCCAAGCAGAAGGCCUAGGAAACCUGUUCCUGACAAGCAAUGAAACACAAACUGUCAUGGAUGACUUCUUGUCAGCAGACCUGGCGUGGAACAUGGAGUCCCAUUUCAGCUCUGUGGAAACCCAGACAUGUGAGGAGCUUUGCGCUCUGUUUCAACAUUCUGAGAAGCCCAAUAGCUGAAACUUCCUACAGCUUUGAAAUAAAGGUUUCUGAUAUUUGCCUCUUCCUAUAAGAGGAAUUGGUUUACUCUGUCCUCCGGCAGACCAAACCAUCGUCUUAGCAGCAAGAAGUCUGCAGACAUGUUUUCGACCAUUCCACUGGGGGCAUCAUUUCCAGAGCCCUUCUGGGUGUCUAGCCUGACAGCAUUGCUGCACUUUAUUAGCUCAGUGGGCGUGACUUAUCAGCUCCUGUGACAGUUUACAUAUUUAUUUGCACAUAAGGUAACAUUGUAUGUGUCUUGUCUAAAAUGCGAGCUUACUUGUAUAUUUCAGUGUAUAACCACUGUUGCUGGUUUUCACUGUUUGGUCUUAAGAAGUUAUAAAAACACUUAACAGUAAAUAAAUGUUAGCUCUGCACUUAAAAGGGAUGACAUCCUUACUUAUAUAUGGCUGUCAUGAAAGGCUUGUAAAAUUGCUACCUGGUAUUGCAGCUUUCAAUUAUAGAUGUACUGCAGUAAAACAAUCUCAGCUGUACAGUAUACAAUAUUGUACAUUUAGUUUACAUACGUCUGCAGUGUGCAUGAAACCUUUAAGCAGCACAAAAAAUAUAAAAUAUUCAUUCUGUGCAUCUGAAAGCUGCACGUUACCUUGUCAGUGGCAACAAGACAAUUAAAACCCUGACAUCCUGGAAGCUUUGCUGCCAGUUGAAAUCCGUGACAAGUGAGUUGGCGCUUUGUUUUUCAAAUUAAAGGCUAGAGCUGAAGAUGUAUCUUUGAAAUAUAGUGUUAUACAAAUCUGGCACAAGUUAAAAAACAAUGUUUGUCUUGUUGGUUGUUGCGCACCUUGCAUUGAAAUGUGAUUGUGAAGUCUGAUGUUGUGUAAACACUUUUUUUUGUGUCUUGGCCUCAAGCUAAGAAGUCAACUCGAGUCAGUAAGCAGGCUGGGCUGUCAUCGUCUCUGACUUAUUCAUUAGCUGGGUGUAAGUGUAUACAUUAGUAGUACACUGAUGAAGUGAUCCAGUAAUGUUACCAUACAGAAAAACAGUGGAUUAGAGCUAGAAUUAGCAGAGGUAUUGUAUGUGAUUGCCACCUGAUUUUUUUUUUUUUUUUUUUUUUGGACUGAAAAGAGUUACAUUUUAGAUCUUAUUUUCCACACUAAUUAAUUUUUAUCUCCAAGUCACUAAAUUUAACUUUUUGUUUUUAAUAUUUUUCAUUAUACUGUGACCUCAGUUACCUCAUAGGCACCGCAUAGAUUAAGAUAGUGUUUAUUCGUCACAUGCACAGUUAUACACAGUACAAUACACAGUGAAAUGUAUUGCACAGUGAAAUGUAUUAUGUAGAGACUGUGUUCUGCAUGAGAACAUGGAGCUAUAGGCCUUGUUUAUUUGUUCAUUUUGUUGUGUUGGUGCCUUAACCCAAGUAUUAACUUGAGUUCUGUUACAGAUAUUUUGCUGCUUUAAAGUCAUAUUUGUACUAGAAUAUGCCGUGAUUAAUAAACACUGAAAAAUAUCAGAAUCAUUUCAGUCUUUGUUUUGCAUGUUUUAUCUGUUUAGUAUUGAUGUUUUCAUUGUGAUUGCAUGGAAUGUCAGAAUGCUCCUAUUCCAUGUUUGUUUAUGGACAGAUUUAUGCUGUCAUAUGAAAAUAUUCCUUUGCAGCAUUUUAUUGAAAAGAAUUACUUUGAUUCCAUUAUAUGACUUAAAUGGAUGGCUGGUUAAUGUUGUUACACUUAAUGGAUGUUUGUUGAAACUGCAGAAUGUACACAACAUGACACUGUGCCCAAACAUAACAUGCUCUGUUUUUUUUUGUUUUUUGUUUUUGCCCCCCCAAACAAAAACAAAAAAAAAAAACAUGGCUAACUGGUUUAAGGAUCAUUUCUGUAUCUUAAUAAGGUUUCUUACACCUAUUAGAUUUGAACACAUUCUGUUUUUACAGCAGUACUUCUAGCUUUUGAUUCUUAAAUUCAAAUACAGCGUAGCUGUUUCCCUGCAGGUUUAGUGGAAUGGGGGAUCGCCUUGUUUUAAAUGUGUUGAAGUUAUGUCAGUUUCAGGUGUCAGUUACAGUGCUUUACUUUCUCCUUGUAGGGAGUGCAUGCAGAUAUUUUCCAGCACAAAAUAUUUGUUUUCAGCAAAGUUUUUCUGUUGCCUACAUGUGUCAAAUUAAUGGCUGCCUUUAAUUAUUGUUCAAGCUACACUAUAGAUGUUAAUAAACUGCUGGGAAGUGUCUAUUGUGUUAAUUUUGCUUCUUUUUUCAAAAUAAAGGUAGACAAAGUAAUUGAUGAAA
Messenger RNA from Archocentrus centrarchus (flier cichlid), 4650 nucleotides. RefSeq names its product ATM interactor (gene atmin). The transcript has 4 exons. Gene Ontology annotation, cellular component: nucleus. Lineage: Eukaryota; Metazoa; Chordata; Actinopteri; Cichliformes; Cichlidae. Gene Ontology annotation, molecular function: DNA-binding transcription factor activity, RNA polymerase II-specific; transcription cis-regulatory region binding. Bases 72 to 2393 code for a protein of 773 amino acids. Gene Ontology annotation, biological process: positive regulation of transcription by RNA polymerase II. The record is from RefSeq and is a predicted model, not a curated record.